AGCUAGUGUUUUUUAAAGUGGUUUUAAUGUAUUCAGAUAUUUCAGAUAGCGACAGCGACCUAGAUUGGUUGUUUACGGACGAUUCUUUGUCCGAUGAUGAAAAUGAAGAUUACAUCAACGAAAUUUUACAAUGCGCUUCAAAAAAACGAGGCAGACCAGCGCUACACGAGCAACAUCCGGGCUUGGUUCCAUGUAUCGCAUCCUACAUAAGUCAGAACUCGGCCGAGGCCCAUUUGAGGCGCAGAGACAGUAUUAUGUACACAAAUGGUGUAAGCUUAAAAGAUAUUGUCUCUCACAUAAAAAGUACGCUCGGGUUAAAUGUGAGUAAGAGCGCAGUGCAUUACCUCAUGAGACCGAGGAGAAAAAAAACCACUUCGAGCAAGCGUCACAAAUCGUUGGUUGAUGCACGUGUUCCGCCCAAGCGCAACACGGGAGAAAAAAAGAUCCAUGAAGAUUUUCAUUUUUCUUGCUCCCAAGUUAACUUGGUUAAUGAGUUAGCGCAGUUAUGCAAUGAAAACACAAUCUCCUUGUCAGUUGACAACAAAAACAAGGUGGAUGUUGGUAUUCCCGCCACGAGUAGACGUGCGCAAAUCCGACGUUAUCACAUCGAAAAUGAGGCUCCCAUUUACAAUGACCACGACUUCCCCUAUCCGAAUAGUAAAUUAACCCCAGCAGGUUAUCAACAAUUAAAGGUGAGAAUAACAAGAUCACGCUCAUUAUCUCCAACCCGCCAGCCUUUAAAAAUAAAUAGAAAAAGGUCUUUGUCUGAAGGAAGCAGUUUUCUGGUCCUAAAAUCAGAAAGAACCAAGGACAAAGUUGGUAGAAGCAAAAUCAAAUGGUCCCGUAAAGGUCCGCUUUUCAUACAUUUAUAUCCUUCACGUUUAGUAGAAGCCACCAACGUCAUGCAUGUAAACUAUCUUCUUCAUCUUUUGCAACAAGAAAAAAAAAUUAAAAAUGUUUAUAACGUCGUUGCAAUUGCAGAUGGAGGCCCCGACUGGUCAACAAAAGCAGUAGUUAACCUGAUGUCGUUGGGUUAUUUGUGGUUGAAUUUACGUUUAGAUUGUUUGAUCGUUCAAUGUUACGCUCCGGGGCACUCCCGUUUUAAUCCUAUAGAAAGAUGUUGGUCUUUCCUCACCCAGCAGCUGGUAGGAGUAACGCUUCCCGUUGAGGUUGAUGGAAAAACACCUAAUCCAAAUGAUUCUGAAAAAUGGUUAAACGUCCUCGACAAUGCUGCAACGGUUUGCUCAAAGUUUUGGAACAAUAAAAUAUAUGAUGGUUUUCCAAUAAAAGUAGAAACCUUCCUAUCUACAAAUCCGUUGCUGAAGGAUAUCAAGUGCGCGCACGAUACUAUCAAAAGAUUUUGUGUUGCAUCCAGAAAAUCGAUAAAAUCAUCUGUUGAAUUUACAGAGCUACAACAGAAAUACCGCUUUUUCGUGAAGCAUUGUACGAGGAAAGCGUAUCAAAUUGAGUUUGUACGUUGUACUAGCACAGAUUGUGACCAUUGCUCAUCCUUGCCACUUCGGAAGAACCAAUUUUUAGACGUGAUAAGAGAAUUUGGAGGCACGUGUCCAACACCACAACAUAGUGAUUUUUUUGCAGGUCACUAUAAAACGCUCAUCGAGAUGGUACAGUCACAACUAUGCCGAAAUAUUUCUAGUGCAUCGCGCAUCAUGCCCUGCCUUACAACAAAAUAUGAUGUCUGCAAUCAUGGCUGCAGAUACGCUUUUUUUUCAGAAGCAGACAAAACCCGACACAUGAGGUUAAUGGACCAUUAAUGGACAUAUUUGCUACUCGGGCUACUUAAGGCCAGUCCUUUUUUAUUUC
This is a messenger RNA of Hydractinia symbiolongicarpus, 1824 nucleotides long. RefSeq lists its product as uncharacterized. The record is from RefSeq and is a predicted model, not a curated record. Lineage: Eukaryota; Metazoa; Cnidaria; Hydrozoa; Anthoathecata; Hydractiniidae. The transcript has 2 exons. The coding region runs from base 27 to 1775 and encodes 582 amino acids.